This is a messenger RNA of Stegodyphus dumicola, 864 nucleotides long. RefSeq names its product malignant T-cell-amplified sequence 1 homolog (gene MCTS1). Gene Ontology annotation, molecular function: RNA binding. The record is from RefSeq and is a predicted model, not a curated record. Lineage: Eukaryota; Metazoa; Arthropoda; Arachnida; Araneae; Eresidae. Gene Ontology annotation, biological process: formation of translation preinitiation complex.
ACAAAGAGAAUUGUAUAUGCAUACCUUUUUUAUCUUAAAUAUAGCCAUGAUCAUAUAGAAAUUAUUGUUGGAGCGAAUGGAGAACUGCUGUUCUUUCGACAACGAGAAGGACCAUAUUUUCCUACUCUCAGGCUUUUACAUAAAUAUCCUUUUAUUUGCCCUUGGGAACAAGUUGACAGAGGUGCAAUUCGGUUUGUUUUGAGUGGUGCUAAUAUUAUGUGUCCUGGGUUGACAUCUCCUGGUGCUAAAAUGACUGCUGUACCCAAAGGAACAGUAGUAGCAAUAAUGGCAGAAGGAAAAGAGCAUGCAUUAGCAGUAGGACUGACGUCUAUGUCUACUGAUGACAUUUUAAAAGUGAAUAAAGGAGUUGGAGUUGAAAAUAUUCAUUAUUUAAAUGAUGGCUUGUGGCAGAUGAAAACUGUUAAGUAGACUACUGUAUGGGCUUAUUGGUUAUGGUCUAUAUGUGAUUUUCCCACAGUCUAAGUAUUCUGAUAUUUGUUACGCAAUUAAUUGUAUGAGAUUUUUAUGAAAAGGAAAAAAUAUUUUCUUCUUAUAAGUUUAAAAAUUAAUUGCAUUAGGAGUAAACUUGGGAAUGUUUUUGUUAUGAGUAUGUUCAGCUGUUUUCUUUUCCAUAUAAAUAAAUGAUAUAAUGCCUUACAAAGCACUUUUUAUGAUUUUAUAAAAAGUGCUUAACUGCCAAGUAAUCUAUACAAGAUACAUCUGUUAAUGUCACAUGUUCCAAAACUUACAGCCCAUUGUUCAGCUGUAAAUUACUUUGUAACUUAACAACUUUUCAUUGUGAUCUCCAGGAUUUUCUGGAAACUCAUUUUUGUUACUUGAAAUAAAGUCUGAAAUUUUUAUUUG